GCAGGAGCAGUACAGCGUGAGGGUGAUGAAAGCUUAUACUUUGAGAAGGAGGAUCACAGGGCGAAGACUACUCAGCAAGCAGGAGCCGGGGAGAGCCCUGCUGUGCUGACCUCCGUGCUCCACCCUCCCGCCCCGUGAUUCCAGGCAGCUGAGAGGCAUGAGACAGCCAUGGCGUUCCAGGCAGCCGGAUCUGGGACACUGCAGCCCCGGAGUGUGCGACCCCUGGAGCCUCUGCUGCAUGGCUGGGGACCGGAGCCUGCUGCACAGAAAGGGUUCCUCGGCAACUUCUCUCUUCCCACUCCCCUGCAGGGGACAUUCAGGGCAGCUGGGAAUCCCCACCUCCAGGAGAGAGACGGUGCACAUCCAGCAGGAGCAGGGGGCAGCGGCUGCUUUCCUCACCGUCUCUCCUCUCCACCCCCCCGUGCCAUGGCAGGGGGCUGCCUGAACCCUGAGGGGCCCCAGGGCCUCAGCUUGAAAGACUUUGUCCCAUCCCACCUCCAGAAGAGGGAAUUCCUUCUUGCUGCCAGGAGCCCGGCAGCCCCCACGGCCACAUCCCCUCAGCCAUCCCCGUGGGUCCCGCUGCGACACAGAGGACCCAGGGUGCCCGUGAUCCGUAACUGCGGCUCCAACACCUUGAACUUUGAGUUCCACGACACGUCUCCCCGCACAGCGUGCAAUGGCACUGCCGAGCCUAGGAGAGCAGCCCCCAGGAGCUCAGUGAGCGACUGGUACCAGACCUGGCCUGCCAAAGCAACGAAGACGCUGAGUUCCCAGGCAGUGCCUGUUCCCCUCCCAGCUGAGUCGGCAAUGAGCCCCCUGGAGAACGGCCCCCCGCCUGUGCCCCGCGCAGCCCCCUGGUCUGCCACCUGGACCAAGGAUAGCAAGAGGAAGGACAAGCGAUGGGUGAAGUACGAUGGGAUCGGCCCGGUGGAUGAGACGGGGAUGCCGAUCGCAUCGCGAUCCAGCGUGGACAGGCCCCGGGACUGGUACCGGAGCAUGUUCCAGCAGAUCCACCGCAAGCUCCCAGAAUCGCAGCUGGACUGGGAUUUCCACCACUGCACGGAACCACGCCCUCCGGCGCUUGCACAAAAGGGCCCCACGCCAAGUGGCUCCUCUUACCUGCAGAAUGGCCUGGACUGGAGGGGCCAGGAGGCAGCCGACGAUGCCGCGAUGGAGCCCAGGAGCAUUUUCGACUACGAACCCGGGAAAUCGUCCGUCCUUGACCAUCCCAAUCCGGCUGCAGAGCCCCAGGCGGGACGUGCUGACAGCUGGUACCAAUUUCUGAAGGAGCUGGAGACGGGGAGCCUGCCUAAGAAGCCCCUGGCGCCGUUUCCUGCAGAGCCUCCCCCGCCGUCCCAGCCGAUCGAGGUGUUACUGGAGAGAGAGCUGCAGCAGCUUAGCGAGGAGUUGGACAAGGACAUGAAAGCCCUGGAGACACAUCGGCACCCCUGCAAGACUUCCUCGGCGGCUCCCUGCGCUUGCUCCCCUUGCCCAGCCUCUGUCGCCCGCAGCCUGCCGUCUGCCUGCUGUUCCCAUCCUGCCUUGGGGCAGAGCCCCCCCGCUGCCCGACACCGCCCGCCUGCCAGCCCUAGCAUGGAGAGAGGGGGCCUGGGCCUGGCCACGAGCGAUUGGAGCAGGUCUCCCCCCAGGACAGAUCCCCCAGGCCACCCUGGGAAAAGCCCCUUGGCUGAUGAAAGUGAGCCCAUAGAGGCGGUGGAUGGACCAGUGAGGAGAGAGGACAAGAAGAUGAAAGCUGCUCGCGUCAAGUUUGACUUCCAGGCCGAGUCCCCAAAGGAGCUGACCAUGCAGAAGGGAGACAUCGUCUAUAUCCACAAGGAGGUGGACAGGAACUGGCUGGAAGGAGAGCACUAUGGGAGGGUGGGCAUAUUCCCCUCCAACUACGUGGAGAUCCUGCCUCCCACCGAAGUGCCCAAGCCCAUCAAGCCACCCACCAUCCAGGUGCUGGAGUACGGAGACGCCCUGGCUCAGUACAACUUCAAAGGGGACCUGGCGGUGGAGCUGUCCUUCCGCAAGGGCGAGCGCAUCUGUCUGGUCCGCAAGGUGGAUGAGAACUGGUAUGAGGGACGGAUCUCUGGCACCAGCCGCCAGGGCAUCUUCCCGGCCAACUACGUGCAAGUGGUGAAGGAGCCGCGGGUCAAGGCCUCAGAGGAGUUCCCUUCCUCCCCAAACUUGACUGCCCCUGCCUCCCCAUGGCUGCUGGCACACGCAGGCUCACCAGCCCAGCUGCACUCGCCCGGUAGCCAGCGUUCCGACCCCUCGUCCUCCUUCCUGGCGGGCUCUCCCACUGCCCAACGGCGCGGCACGGAGGGGGGCGCCCUGUCGUCCUCGCCGCGCCAUUUUGGCUUCACCUUCCCCGCCUCCCCCAAGCUGCAGCACGCCGGAGUCUCAUCCAGCGUCCUGCAGGGGCCCCAGAGCCCCCAGCUGGCCCCCAGCACCACCUUGCUCUCCCCCCUGAGUCUGAGCCCGAGCCCGCAGCCUCCGGCCCCCUCCCGGCCACAGGAGACUCCACCCGCUGCUGCGCCCUCCUCGCUCCCUGGGCAGAGCUCCACCCUUGAAGCCCCAGUACCUGCCGGCUGCCAUCUGGGUGGUGCUGGGCACCUCCCCAAGGCCCCCCCAUCUGACAACGGCUCCAGCAUACAGUGGACCCCGUUCCGGGCCAUUUAUCAGUACAGACCCCAGAAUGAGGACGAGCUGGAGCUGCAUGAAGGGGACCGGGUGGACGUCAUGCAGCAGUGUGACGACGGCUGGUUUGUGGGUGUGUCCAGGAGAACCCAGAAAUUCGGCACCUUCCCUGGCAAUUACGUUGCCCCUGUGUAA
Emys orbicularis (European pond turtle) is the source of this 2838-nucleotide messenger RNA. It is a transcript of the gene SORBS3, whose product is annotated as sorbin and SH3 domain containing 3. The coding region runs from base 169 to 2838 and encodes 889 amino acids. The record is from RefSeq and is a predicted model, not a curated record. The transcript is spliced from 22 exons. Gene Ontology annotation, molecular function: protein binding. NCBI's taxonomy places the organism in Eukaryota, Metazoa, Chordata, Testudines, Emydidae.